This is a messenger RNA of Vollenhovia emeryi, 960 nucleotides long. RefSeq names its product isochorismatase domain-containing protein 2, mitochondrial-like. Lineage: Eukaryota; Metazoa; Arthropoda; Insecta; Hymenoptera; Formicidae. The coding region runs from base 343 to 924 and encodes 193 amino acids. The record is from RefSeq and is a predicted model, not a curated record. The transcript has 4 exons. Gene Ontology annotation, cellular component: cytoplasm.
AUUGACACGGUCACCAGGUCAACUUAAAAAUCCUCAUUACUGCGAUCGAAUAGAAGAGAUUAAAGAAAAUGACAUUUGGAUCGAGGAUUUUACACAGAGCGUCUAUCUUUAGCCAUUUAUCUAGACCGCGUCAAAAUCAUUUGUCGUGAUAACAUCGAUAUAAAACCUUGGACACCACGUGACUACACACAAGCUUGUAAUGUGCACGUCACACAGGCUUACCUCGCAGUGUUUUCCGCGGUUUUCGCGAGGUGCAAUCUAUCUGCGUUUACACAUUCUUCGUACGCGCUUAAAUCAAACAUAUAACGCAACAGCGUAAAUAACAAUCGAUUUAUAGCGACGAUGGCUGUAAAUCCUGCGAGAGCCGUGCUCCGGCAAGGAAGAACCGCGCUGCUUAUAUGCGACGUUCAGGAAACAUUUGCGAAGGCUAUAUUCCAAUUCGAUAAGAUAGUUGAAAACUCGACGAAACUGGUCAACAUUCUGAAAGUUAUGAACGUGCCCAUGCUGGUCUCCGAACAGAAUCCAAGAUCUCUGGGGAGAACCACGCCAGAACUGAAUAUCUCUGGAGCCAGGGGACCAUUCGCGAAGACGCAAUUUAGUAUGUGUACUCCCGAAAUUAACAGGGAGAUUGCGACGCUUUGCGAUGGACAGAAGCCCGAGUCCGUCGUACUCAUAGGCAUCGAGACGCAUGUCUGCGUGGAAAAUACGGCGAUCGACUUGCGGCGAGACGGCUACGAGGUCCACGCAGUGGCGGACUGUUGCUCGUCGCGUACUCAGGAGGACAGAUCGCUGGCUCUGGAGAGAAUGCGAGACAUCGGAUGCCACGUAACCACCUCCGACAACGUUGUAUUCAAGCUCGUGGGAGACGUAAGUGGCCAACAAUUCAAGAACGUGCUGCCUCUGAUCCCUACAUUUCUAAACUGAUCUCAUCGAAGCGCCAACUCCUGUAACACCCUUUAU